AUGCAGGAGCUGGCCAAAUUCCGCCAAAAUCUCUUGUCAGACACUCUCACAAAGGAACAUGCAGAGGAGAUCAAGCAUCAAGUAGUUACCAUGAUCGACUGGGGAAACCGCCAGCUGGGAUUGGACCUAGUUCCAAGAGUCCACUACCAACAAGCUGACCCAGAUAAAGUGAGUGUGGUGGAAAUGUUCCGGAUCCACGAACGGAGUGUACAGAACUGCAGAGCAGCUUGGCCAGAUGGCAUUGUGAGAGUCAAGGCCAGGGAGAAGCAGGAAGAAGCCAUCCAUCAUCUGCUGGUCAAUGUCUAUUCUUUUGCUUGCAACAUUGGUGAUCCCGCUGAAGUGUUGAUGUCUCUCUAUGAUAACAGAGAUGGCAAGUUUCUCAGUGAGAAAUUUGUUAUGCUGUUCACACGGGAUGGACAAAAAGAAAGUGGAGACAAAACCAUUUUUAGUACCAUUUUUACAGAUCUAAGUUCAGACGAUAUUAAAAAAGAUCUCUACCUGGUACUGCAGAUUUUUAGGAAAGGCAGCAACAAGAAAGGGACCAAUAUACAAUAUAGACUACCUUAUGGAGUUUCAGUGCUCAGUCUAAGAGACCUGUACCAGAUCAGUACAGAGUUAGAAUAUUUCCUCAGAGUUCAAAGUGUAGACAGAGAACCUUUCAGCACAUUACACGAGAAUCUGAUAAAAAGACAGACAAAUUUGGUAGGCAGGACAUCAGCAACAGACAGACACAAUCAGGAAAUUAUGCUGUCGUUAAAAAUCUUGCAUGGAGACAUAAAAACUGUCAGAGUUGAGAACCCUAUUCUGUUUAGCCGAGGAGCGGUCUUGACUCAACGGAUCGGUUUUUCAGACUUCAUCAAUCCAGGAGAGAUCAGGAAUGAUCUUUAUUUGACUCUACACGGGGCCGAGUUUGAGAAGGGAACUAAAAGAGCUCCCAAGAAUGUGGAAGUUCACCUGGCAGUAUACAAUGAUAAAUAUGAAUUGAUAAAGGACUGUGUACUUGCUGCCAAUGGGGAGAACUUGAAGUCCAGCUUCAGUUCAUAUGUUCUGUAUCAUAACAACAAACCAGAGUGGAAUGAAACCAUUCGGUUAUCAGUGCCGAUAGAAAAGUUCAACAUGUCCCACAUCAGACUAGACAUUUAUCAUUGCUCAGAUCAAAAGAAAAUCAAGAAGCUGUAUGGGUUUGCUUAUCUGUCUGUGACCACUAAGGAAAACACUACACGACUGGACGGCAAAUAUGAUCUCUGUAUAUAUAGGUGUGACAGUGUUGCUAAAAUAAAGAAUUACCUGAGAAUCCCAUCGAGAAGAGAUGAAUUCAUUGACUACACUUUACCGGAAACAAACAGUAAAACAUACCCACACUCAAACAAGGAGUACAUCACCAUAGAGACUUUGCUUUGUUCUACCAAGUUUGCACAGAAAGCUGAGCUGUUGAGCGUCCUCCAGUGGGCAUCAAACCCCGACCUUGCCAAGACUAUUCCACAACACCUAGAGCAGCUGUUGACACUGAAGGGACAGGAGCUUAUUCGGUACCUACAAGAUAUACUGGAUGCCUUAUUUAAUAUGCUGACAUCUGGAGAGGGCCAGCCUGUCUCUUUUGCUGCCAACAUCUUUGAUGCACUGGUUCGGAUCUUCAGCCUCCUCCAUGAAGAGAUGUUUGAGAAAUUUUCCUUUGUCCUCGAAGACUACUUAGAGAAGUCUUUCUCAUCUCCACUUGCCCACAGGGAGUUAAUACAGUGUCUCCAGACUCAAGUGGAGAAAUUCUACACCACAGGCAGCAGUGAACUGCCCAGCAAGAGAGUGUUCAAGGUGCUGGGUGAUAUUUUCAAGUUUUCUGUCAAGUCUUGUAUGUUGUCUCAGAGAAUAUAUGGGGCCAGUUCUGUGAUAGAGUUCAGGGAUAAUAUCACCAAGGUGUUUGAGACGUUUGGAAAAGUUCUUCAGUCUCAGGAGAUUGGGUUACAAAAAGCCCAGAGACAGCUACUGAAGAACCUGCACAAGGUGUACAUCCCUCUGUACUUUGUGAUCUCCAACAGUGAGCUGGGCCAGCUAGUUGUCUACAUCCUGCAGAGAAUCAACACCAAGCCAGGCUGGCCUGUCAUCAAGGCCAAGACGGUUUUUAUCAAAAACACCGUCAACUCACAGUUGCUUUUAGAUUCUUCAUCAAGAAGUCUGUUGCUGCCCCUGAUCUUGGGCCAUCUGAAGAAGUGCCUGAUCAUGCAGUACAACCUGGAGCUGACUGCCAGCACUUUAGGUGACCUGCUGAGUACAGUGUACAAACUGACAGAGACCUGUGAUGUCAAGGAGGAAGUGACCAAGAUCGUCCAGGGCUUGUUUGAUGUGAUAGUCAAGACUCUGGAGACACUGAGUGGUAGCAAGAGGAGGCUGUGUGGGAAUCUGCUGGUGGCCUGUCUGACAGAGAUGCUUCGCCUCAUGGAUGCCCAGCACUACCAGAAGCUCAUGUCUGGCUAUGCAAAACCCAAACCUCUGAAGGAAUUUCUGGACCAUGUUCUCAUUGUUUUCUGCACACUGCUGAGGUCUGAUUACCUUCCGCCUGACUGGAUCACCAUGAGGAUGCUCACAAACAAUGUGAUAUUGACAGCAAUUCAUUAUAUUGCGGACAAUCUAACAAUCAACUUUCUGCAGGGAGCUGACUUUGACAGAGAGCUGUGGCAGCACUUUUUCCUGCUGACUGUUGAUUUCAUCUGCCAGUCUGCCUUACAACUUGAGAAGUAUUCUGAGGCCAAGAGCAGUCAGGUGAAAAGCAAAUAUGAUGAUAUGAGAGUACCAGUCGGCUUCCUCAUGUAUUCUUUGUGGAAUCAGCUGGGUUCGAACAAGCAACACUUAAUGUUGGAUCUUAUUGGCCCAUUUCUGAGAGUGACCAUGGUACCGCAGCCAGAACUGAGAAAAGCCACGAUCCCAAUCUUUUUUGAUAUUGUUCACUGCGAGUACCAGAUUAACCAGCAUGUGUGCAGGGUUGAGAAUCGAAUGGUCCAAGAACUAGAUUAUCUUGUCCUGGAACACUACGGAGACGUGGAGUACAAGCAACAAUUUCAGUCCAU
This is a messenger RNA of Candidula unifasciata, 3059 nucleotides long. Lineage: Eukaryota; Metazoa; Mollusca; Gastropoda; Stylommatophora; Geomitridae. The record is from the annotation of a GenBank genome assembly.